CAGGAAGCAGGCCGGUGGCUCUCUCGUUGGCGGCGGGGCGUGCGGACACGGCAUUAUGGGAAAUGCACCAUCACAAGACAUUGCAACUCCUGGUUCCUAUCACCACCACUGUAAAGACAACCGAGUUGCUAACGCUGGCGCCUGCUUUCCGAAGCAAGACCCUGAGCGUGGUGGGGGUCACAUCAUGUCCACGGAUGACCUGGAGUACCCACGUGAGUACCGGACACUGGGAAAUGGCCGGCGCUUCUCUAAUGUGGGCCUUGUGCACACGUCCGAACACCGGCACACGGUCAUCGCUGCCCAAAGCCUGGAGACCCUCAGCAACCUGCACAAGGCCGACAUGGAGCGCAAGCGAGACGCCUUCAUGGAGCACUUGAAGAACAAAUACACCCCACAGCACUCUCUGCCACCAUCACCGUCCCCUUCACACAGCAGCAUGAGGGGGUCGUCUGAAAGGAGCGCACGAGAACAGCAACAGCCAAACUACUGGAGUUUUAAGAGUCGCAGUCCGCGUCACUCCCAGUCUACACAGUCUGGUUUAGCUGACCAGGCGUCCAAGCUGUCCUACGCUUCGGCCGAGUCUCUGGAGACCAUGUCCGAGGCCGACAUGCCGUUGGGCUUCAACCGCAUGAACCGCUUCCGUCAGAGCCUGCCGCUCUCCCGCUCCGCCAGCCAGAGCAAACUGCGCUCUCCAGGCGUUCUCUUCUUGCAGUUUGGUGAUGAGACUCGGCGAGUGCACAUCACUCAUGAGCUGAGCAGUCUUGAGACUCUUCAUGCGCUCAUCGUCCGCAUGUUCCCCCAGAAGCUGACGGCCAGCAUGCUCAAGUCGCCCAACACGGCCAUCCUGAUCAAGGACGAGGCACGCAACGUCUUCUACGAGCUGGAAGACGUGCGGGACAUCCAGGACCGUAGCAUCAUCAAAAUUUACCGCAAGGAACCCGUUUACAGCUCCUACGCCACUGCGGCACACCUGGCCAAUGGUGACCUGAGGAGAGAGAUGGUCUACACAUCUCGUGAGUCAUCACCUACUCGUCGUCUGAACACACUCCCGUCCUCCACCUCCUCUCCAUCCGGUUCCUCCCCCUCGCGCUCUCGCCUGUCCUACGGUGGAGGUGGUCGACCUCCCUCGUUUGGUGGUCCAGGCCAUCCUCACCCAUCAGGUGGCUCCCAGCAUGGGCACCACCCAUCCCCCUCUCAUGGUCCAGGGGCUGGGGGCCUGACAGCCUCUCCCUCAGCCAUCCUGGAGCGCCGGGACGUUAAGCCAGACGAAGAAGUGUCAGGCAAGAACAUGGUGCUUCUUAAGAAUGAAGGCCUUUACGCUGACCCCUACAACCUGGUUCACGAGGGACGUCUUAGCAUAGCCUCCACACAGUCUCUGGCUACCAUCGCUGACCCUUUCAGCUUCCCCGUGUCUGGGGGUCUCUACCGACGGGGAUCAGUGAGGUCACUUAGCACAUAUUCAGCUGCAGCGUUGCAGGGGGAUCUGGAGGACCAGCUCUAUAAGCCUGGAGGGUCAAUAUACUCGGAUGCCUAUGGCCCUGGCUCCUCCACUCUGACCAUGGGCUUCAGACUUCCACCAUCAUCCCCACAGAAGGUCCCGGACGUGCCACUGCGGGACAGAGACUCGUAUUCGGGACCACCCAGCCGUGGCUCGCCCGUCAGGCAGAGCUUCCGCAAGGAUUCGGCCUCUUCGUCUGUCUUUGUGGAGAGCCCCAAGUCCAGGCCUGGCUCUAGCUCUGAGCCAUUGGGGGACGUGGGCAGAAGUGCGUCUGGGUUCGGGUCACCUCUGGCAGGCAAUGAGAUGGACACGCGUAGGGAUCGUAUGGAGGCCAUGGAGAAGCAGAUCGCCAGUCUUACUGGUCUGGUCCAGAGCGUACUUACCAGAGCACCGGACAGCGACAGCACAUGCGGCCUGCUGCGUCUCUGCAUGAUGGCUGGCUGCCCUCCGGACCAGGGGGCGGACUUCUCACGGCCCUUCCCUUUCUCUUCCAGCGAGAAGACGGAAUCCACCAGCGACGGCUCCGCAACAGGAACUGGCCGGCUGAUGAGGAAAGCUCUGACCCCAUCGGCCCCACUGGCCCUGAUGCCGCCCCCUGCCAUGACCCCGCAGGGCUCCAAUGUGUCCCGACUGCAGAUGCAGCUCCAUUUACAUGAGCUCAAGCAGAAUGCCACUGACCUGCGGAAGCAGCUCGACCAGCUUAGAAAGAUGCAGCUGCAGAAUCAGGAGUCGGUGCGCUCCCUGAUGAAGCGGACGGAGAUGGAGCUGAGCGUACGCGUGUCUGAUGCUCUGAGGAAGCAGGAGGAUCCACUGCAAAGACAGCGCCUCCUGGUGGAGGAGGAGAGACUCAAAUAUCUCAACGAGGAGGAGCUCAUCAUACAGCAGCUACAUGAUCUGGAGAAGUCAGUGGAGGAGAUCCAGAAGGAGAGCUCAGUGAACCACAGGCACAUUACAGUGCAGGAGCUGGAGGAAAAGGCCACAGUGCUUCGGCGACUGGGAGAGACGCUAACCGAGCUAAAGAAUCAGUUUCCUGGGCUGCAGAGUAAGAUGCGCGUGGUCCUGAGGGUGGAGGUGGAGGCGGUGAAGUUUCUGAAGGAGGAGCCUCACAGGCUGGACGCGCUCCUCAAACGCUGCAAAACCAUCACUGACACACUCGCCACACUCAAGAGGCAGGUGAAUGAGGGAAUCUGGAAGAAUCAGGAUGAUUUCUCCAGCCCCUCCUCCAAACACAUGGGCGGAGAAGACUUCAGGAAAGGCUCAGAUUUCGAUAUUCCCACGAGCCCUCCACUCAACUUCAAUGAGUCCAGCCUGGCCAACUGGAGCCCUCAUGUCCACGCCCACACACAUGGCCACUCCCACAGCAACCCUUCGUCUGGGCAGCGUGAGAGGGACUCUCAUGGCGUUGGGUCACUAAAGGGGCGGGUUCUGGAGGAACUGGGGGGACGAGGAGGAUCAGAUAAGGCUUCAUCUGUGGAGGUCAGACUGGCUGCUGAGCGGGACUGGGAGGAGAAGCGGGCCAGUCUGACCCAGUACAGUGCUCAGGACAUUAACCGGCUGCUGGAGGAGACCCAGGCUGAGCUCAUGAAGGCCAUUCCAGACCUGGACUUUGCCGCCAAGCAGAUCAAACCAGUGCAGAACCAGAACCAAAGCCAGAACCCUAAUCAAAAUCAAAACCAAAACCAGAACGAAGCACCCACUAGCGCACACUCCGUACCUGAGCACAAACCCAGCAAAGCCCAGCAUGCCCACAAGGUGUCCAGCAAAGAGGGGGGGUCCAGACGGGGGUCCGAUGAGCUUACAGUAGCAAGGUAUCGGACUGAGAAACCCUCCAAAUCCCCACCUCCCCCACCGCCCCGAAGGAGCUUUCCUUCUUCCCCAGGCCUUACCACACGCAGCGGAGAGGUGAUCAUACCCGGCAAGAGCUUGAAGAAAUCAGAAUCCGAUGAGACGGAGGUUCAGAAGCCCCAUGUAAAGUUGAGGAGGAGUGUGUCUGAAGCCCCCCGCCCCGCCUCAACCCCACCCACAGUGUCAGGUGGAGAGAGAGAGGAUAGAGAGGAGGAGAAAGUGGCAGCAGAGCUGGAGCAGUUCACACAGUCUCAGGGAAGAUUACCUAACCGGAUCAGUGACACAAAAUUGGAAACACAGGUUCAGCGUGGCCCAUCCUCCUCUACCUCAGUCCCUCAGAUAGUUUUGACAGAAUGCAUUUCACAUCCUACUUCCCCAACUGAGUGCUCAGAGCGAGGAAGCUUUUCUGACAUGGAAAAGCUUUCCAACAUGCCACAGAGGGACAAAAACACAGGAAGUGGCAUCGCUCUCAGUUACUUUAGCCACAUCGUUAAGAUUCCUAGUCUGUCUCUAUGGAAACAGGACUUGGCAGGCAGUCAAAGAAAAUGUUCUGAGAUGCAGGUCUUGGAUGGGGACCAGAAGGAGUUCCAGGCAAGGUUGAAGAGUUCUCCAGCUAUGCCUGGGACACCCUCAGCCUCGCCUGAGCAGAAGGCAGAGAAACAGCCAAGGAAGAUUGAGCUGAGGAUCCAAGAGUCUUUCGAGAAAGAGGACCAAACAGACAUGUGUGAGAGAGAUCCGAGACCAGGGUUGCUCCCACAGAGAAGAGCAAUGCCAGAACCAAGUGAGACCUCAAAAGCUGUAGCAAGCGUGACCCGCACCCAAGGAGUUGGCCAGGAGGCCGGUAAGGAGGACAUUAAACACAGCACCUACCGCCGUCUGGACAGUCUGGAGGAGACCAUUCGUGAGCUUGAGCUCAGCCUGAUGGAGUUCAGCACUCAUCCCAACAUGGGACACUAUCCAACCCUACCUCAGCCUCACAGCCCUUCUGCAGAGUAUCCCACUGCCUCUAGCCGGCUACAGAGGUCCAGCACUGGCGCUGUUUCCUCUGAACCCAGAGUGAAGAGCCCAGGAGAGUCCCUGAGACCCCCUGUCCCACCCAAACCCUCCAUCAGCACAGAUUUAACCAAGUCUGGUAGUGGUAAAGCGAUAUCUCGUCUAAAGCAUCUUCAGCAGGGCGGAUCUGAGAAGAGUAAACUGGGAAAACAGAGAGAAGACUACAUCAAGAGUCAGGGACAGCAACAGGCUCUGGGGGACCCUUCAGCAUCCAACCAUCUACUCUCCAGCACCCGGGCUGCUAGCUUCUCAGGCCGGCUGCCAUCGGGCCUCCGUAAGUACCCCCAAGAGGGGGCACUGUCCUCCUCCAGCCACGCCAAAGCUCUGUUAGCCAGCCUGUCAGCCACCACCAGCCUCUCCGCUGAGGCCCUGCUGCUGUCCUCCACCUUCAGGCACCACCGGCUACUCCGGGAACAGCGCGCUAACACUUCGGCUACACUGCCCCUUCCAGUGUCCAAUGGCCGCUCGCCUACAUCCCCUACCUCUCCAUCCUCCCCCUCCUCUUUCCCUUCCCCUUUUUCUGCUCUUAGCCUCUCUUCACUGGCUCUCAAGCCCCUGGCCACCCGCAGCCUAUCGCAGGACAAGGAGGUUAGCAAGGAUGAGAAAGAAGCUAGCAAAGCUGUGGCUAGUUCUGCUUCAAGUGCUAACAUGCAGUGAGGAUGCACCUUCAAAGAAUGAAAGGAUGUUUUUGCCUGAUCAUCACUCACUCACCCAAACCCACACAUACUUGUGCAUUGCUUGACUUUUUUCCCACCAGCCUUAUGCAGUGAAAAGAUGCAGCUGCUAAAGGGUUUAGCCUCAACAGCAAGGAUAUCCACAGCAGGGUAAAAGAGCAAUGGAGCAAACUUUCGAUCAGCAAUUGACUUAAACCUCUUACACUUCCUGUGUCCACAUUCAAAGGUGCGUUAUUCAAUAUCUGCACGGAAAUCAGAGUUAUUAUAAAGUCAUGGGUCAACAAUGGAACUCUGGACCUGCUGGUUGGCAUCUGGAGUUUAAGAGGUUAAAGAAAUUCUUCUCUUGCAUCUUCCCUCAGCUAUAACUACAUCAAACACCCUUUAUACUUUGCACUGGAGAGAUGCUGACUUCAGCCUACACACCAUUGCACUCUUAAAAAUAAAGGUGCCAAAAACAGUUCUUUGGAUCACUACUGGGAGAAAAUCUGCUAACAUUUUGAGCUGUUGCAAAAUUUGUUUGUAUAUACGUUUUAAGAGUUUCCUUCUCAAAGCGCAAAAUACUGGGGGGAGAUUAUUAUAAUGUACCACCGACUCCCGCUAACCUGAUAGUAGACAUAGUGAAUAAUGACUGUAACUCCUGUGAAAACGUCUCGUAUUUCUGGUGCUAACAUGACUAGAACUGCUGUUGAUCAGAAACGCCCAUUUAAUAAAACAGAAGCUUUUCCUGGCAGCAGCAAGUCAAAAUGUGCCUCAUGUUUGACUUCUUGAAAUUCUGAAUAAUGACUUAUUGAUACUGACUCAUGCCCAGUGUCUCCUAACUGAUUCAGCAGGAUAGUUGAGGCUGGAAGUGCUAGAUUUCCAGCUUUUCCUGCUUUUCCCCACAAGGGAAAUCCGCUUAAUUACAGCAUCCUCUAGCUUUAGCUUUAGCUUAGCCUUGCAGAAGUCUCAUGAAGUCUUAUGUAGCUAAAUUUUUAGUUCACUGAACGAAUAGUAACAAAAUCUAUCCCAUAGAUAUUAAAAGUAAAAACAUGGACAGAAAGAACAGAGGGAAAAGUAUCAAUUACAAACACAGUGUUUUUUCUCCUACUUGUUGGAAUCAGGCUUCCAUUCAAAAAGGUCAGGAGGGGUUUAUAUUGAGCUGGUCAUAUGUUCAUUAUGAAGGUUGUGCCUGGGUUCAUUUGCCUGAACAUUCUUAAUAGAUAACCCUCUAAACGGGCCACUGUCUAUAGACCAUGGGUAAUUACCACGUCUUUUAGUCAGUCUGCCCCUUGGUUCAAUAAAGAACCUUCCUGGGGGAACCAAAAGUGGUUCCUCUAUGGUGUCACUCCAAAGAACCUUUUUGUCACCUUUAUUUUUGAUAGCAUGCUAUCAUGUGUCCCUCAUCACAGACCUGCUUUUCUCCCAUCUGGAUCCUCCUAAAAUCCAGCCACUCAGCCGUACUGCCAGAUCCCCAAGCAAGGAGCCCACAGAGGGGCUUGGACAUCCACUCCCUGGAGUCUCCAGCCUAGAGCUCCAUAGCACCACAAGGCCAGCAUACCGCUGCCGAGGAAAACGACUCUAUGCCCACCCUGCAGUCUGUUUGCCAAAUCUCACAUGUUGGAGACCUCGUGAAGUCCAGUAGAUUUUCUCAUCAAGUGUAAUAAUAGCUAGACUGUGAAACUGUCCGAUUCCAAGUAGAGUCUGCAAUAAUAAUCGAAGAAGUCAGUACAGUAGUAGUCUGUGUGUGUUCAGAUUUUUAUCAGUCAUAUAAAUAUUUAAAAUGACAGAAUGUGAAAAAAAAGAAAGACAAAACAGCAAAAACAAAACUGUAAUCAGCAUCUUGAGUUCCAGAACCAUUUCCUCUGGGUAAUAACACUAAACAAAACUGGUGCUAUCAUCCUAGUGACAUUUUUAAACUGAUGGAAAAGAAAUACAAAGUAUAGUCAUGUUUUUCUAUAUAGUAGAUGAUCGAUACCUCCUAUAUGCACACCUCACUGCCCCAAUCCAACACAUUCCAUCUUCAGACCACACACAGAUAGAAUGGCUUUCAGUACAGCUAGUUUGUCAUUAUUCCUUAUUUUGUUACUUGGCACAAGGUUGCUGCAGCGACAGAUGGAUUGUGGGACGCUGGCAGUUUGGCCAGCUUCUUCGGAUGUGGUCCAAUCAGAAAGAGCAGGAGGCUCUGAGACUGAUGGAUUUGGCCCAGAUAACAUGCCUUAAGAGAGCUGUCUGCGCAAAGGCCGUUUGAGCUGCAUUACUAUAACAUUUGUGAUGUGGUCACUGCACAAAAAGCACAAACCACAAAAUCUGGACAUAAAUAGAGGGAAAAAAACACAAUAGAAAUCUUCUGAUUGUAUCUGACAAUCUGCACAAGAUUUGGCACAAACACUUAAUUUUUAUUCUCUGAAACUGCCGCAGUGAGAAGCUUCAGAUUAAUGGAGAUGUAGAAACACAGAUGGAUGAGUCUUCGAUGUGCGAAUGUGGACUGAAGCUUUGUUGAGCACUCAACAGCAUUAGCCUGCUCAGUGGCUUCUCCUAAUAAGUCAACCAGAAAGGGGUCUAAUGUUCUAGUAGUUUCUUCUGUGGAGGGUAAAAUCAGGCUGGUUUGCUAGCACAGUGUUUCCCAACUGUAUCAUGUUUCAGUUGUUUGUAACAUGCCUUCAUUGACGCCUCACCAUUUGCCCUUGGAGAUGCCAUUUUAACGUCCAUUCCUUUACUGUGUUAGCUCAGUAAGCUUGUUAGAUGACUGCUUGGAGGCGUAAACACUCAAGGCUGCAUAAGUGUGGAACUUCAGCAGAAGCAUUUGCCCAGAAACUGGCAAACUGGCUCUCAAACCUCAUUUAGAAAAGACUUUAGUAUUUGUUAUCUCCAGUAUUUCAUUUGCUGUGUUCAAACUGAAAAUAAUGUAGCUAACUCCUUCUGUAGUACAUGACUGCUGAGGUAACUUUUGCUAGCUUGCUAGUUAAGAAGCUAAGUGAUGCACCGCUAGCACAAACAAACAGGAAAGGCAACACACCACAUUUCUCAUUCUAAAGCCAAUGUUUCAAAAAGUGUAUGUGCUUUACGCUCAAACUUUGUGAAAAAUCGCUCUAUCUGGCUUUAGAAUGAAAAACAUAGUGUGUUGCUUUCUUUUUUGUUGGCCCUAGCAAUGCAUCACUUAGCUUGACUAGCAAGAUAAGUUACACAUCACUAGCAAAAACAAAAAGGAAACACACCACAUUUCUCAUUCUAAAGCCAGAUAAAGAUAAACUUUCAUGAAGUUUAUGUAUUUUAUGUUCAAACGUCUCAAACAUGUAUUAUAAAGUUUGCUUAGCUAGUAAGGAGCACCGUAAAAUGCUACACUACAUGGAGUUGUGAGGUCAAGCCAGUGAGGGCAUGUGAAAACAGAACUGAAAUGGUGCUUUGGAGUUCCGCCUGCUCUACAUAGUUUUGUAUUUUCCCUGCUCACCAUAUCAUUAGAUGAUUAUAAGCCUGUUCUUGAGCUUAGUCCAGUGUGCUUGAGUAGAGAAAAGCUAAGCUAUGUAAUGCAGAGCGAACACAAUUGGAUGAUAAUACCAUCACAGUACGAACAGUUUUGACCAAGGAAGUUAUAUUUUGCAUUGAUGUGUUAAUUCACAGCCUUGGCCUUGUUUAAUUGCCACAUGUAUAAUGUUGUGAAAACUCCACAGGAUUUCUCUGCUUUUUCAGUGAGAAAUGAUAUUGAAAAUGUUCGUGCUGACAAUAACUGUAACUUCUAAGGGUUAAAAGAGGCCUGUUGGUGAAAAUGAAAGAUUUAGGAAACACUUCGCUAGCAGCCACUCACAAGUACAUCAACUGAUGACUAGGCUUGUCACAAUUAUUUCACAAUCGCCUGAUUGCAAUGAAUUGAGCUGUCUCUACUUAUUUACCACAGUUGUUAGCUUUCGCAAUAUGUUGACUUCACAACAUACAGAAUGUGAAUUGGGUGUGUUUCUAUGUGUUACACUGAGGCAAAUGCAUGUCACAGUUCAGUUACUCGGUCCUAUAAAAAGAACAAAACUUCUAACUGAUGCUAUAACACCUUCAAAGGUCAAACAUUUGUUUAUUUAAUGUAUGUUAAUGCAACCUCUAGAGGGGUGUAGUGAGUCUUAUGUAUUCAUUUGAGCUACCAAGUAUCGAUAACUAGACAGCAAGAUGGCUAAACAACCAGUUAGCCACUUUAAGCUACACUCACACCAAAUGCCGUAAAAGUCAAUUCUCUGGAAUAGGAAAGAAGCGAAAACACAAAUUUAACAUAAAGUUCGCUUUACAGCUAACUCAUCUUGGUGAACUUUAACCCUGCAAAUUCACGAAACCUCAAAAUCAUCAUCUAACAGGACGAGGACGAGCUGUAGCGUUUCCUUUCUAAAAAAAAUUGUAAAGUUUCUCAGUAAAGAUAAUGUUGAUUGUCACUCACAGCAAAUGAUAACUGUUUACUGAACUUUGUUCUCCCCAAAAACACCUCAGACCAGGACCCCCUGUAUUUGCCCCUCUUUUGCUCCACCCCCACAAAGAAAAUAGCAAGGUGGCAGUCCUGUGUGACUGCGGUUCAAGACUUCUGCUUCACUAGCUGUAUACAUCAAACAAUAAGACGUUUUAAUUGCAGUUAUUUAUGUGGCAGCAAAUAAUCAAGUAAAAUUUCAUGAUCGUGACAUCACUGUGUGCUUGCAGACCUCGAGGUCAAGAGUCAGAAGCGCCUUGUCUCAGCUGUUGUGCUCUUUGAUCUCUAUGACAGAGUCCUUGGUUAACCUCAGCUAUCUUUUUGUCUGCUCUUAACCUCGUGACUGACUCACUCAAACACACACAUGCUCAUGGCUUUCUUGCUGUGGGUCAUAAGUAUUAAACAGCCAUUGUGUCAUCGACAUGGCCUGCAGAUUUCCUGUCAGAGAACUCAUGGUGAGAAAGAGAUAGAGAGAGAGAGAGAGGGAGAGAGAGAGAGAGAGAGAGAGAGAGAGAGAGAGAGAGAGAGAGAGAGAGAGAGAGAGAACGAGCAAAAGAA
This is a messenger RNA of Pygocentrus nattereri (red-bellied piranha), 10045 nucleotides long. RefSeq names its product SRC kinase signaling inhibitor 1 (gene srcin1a). Bases 56 to 5053 code for a protein of 1665 amino acids. Gene Ontology annotation, cellular component: cytoplasm; postsynaptic density; actin cytoskeleton. NCBI's taxonomy places the organism in Eukaryota, Metazoa, Chordata, Actinopteri, Characiformes, Serrasalmidae. Gene Ontology annotation, biological process: regulation of dendritic spine morphogenesis. The record is from RefSeq and is a predicted model, not a curated record. The transcript is spliced from 22 exons.